CACGUAUCUCCUGCACUAUUCGGAUGAAGAUUAGAAAUUGAAAAACUCAACCACGUAAUCAGCUUUGUGCACAGUGAUAGGGCACGAUCAUUUUUUGGACUCUGAAUACUCUCUCAAUAUUUCUGUGGGCAGUCAGCUUUGAACCCAUUGCUGGAGAAAAGUGAUUCAGAAUUUUGGAUGUGAUUCUGUUCAUAUUUUUGGAUCUCUUGGUAAAUAAACGAUGGAUUAGGAAUUGAUUUCAAUUGCAGAUUUUUGGAGAGAACAUAAAGGGAUGGUUAGAGCAUAUUCCCAAGAACACACUUACAAGCACCCAUGGGAACGAGUCACGGCAGCAUCAUGGCGCAAGUUUGCUGACCCUGAAAACAAACGCACUCUAUCACACAUCCUUGAGGUUGACACUUUGAACCACAGGCUGGACCCCAGUUCCGGGAAGCUGUACACAACUCGAGCCAUCACUAUUCAUGCUCCAGGACCAUGGUUUGUUCGCAAGAUCAUUGGUCAGGAUAUCUGCCACUGUGUUGAAUCAACAGUCGUCAAUGCACAAUCUCGGUCAAUGCAACUUGCAACCCGUAAUAUCAGCCUCCAGAAGUUCAUUGAAGUGGAAGAGAAGAUCAGAUAUGAACCCCAUCCCGCGAACCCAAUUGACUGGACCAUUUGCAAGCAGGAAACGAGCAUACGGAUAAAGCCCUUGUCAACUCUGGCAUCAAUGGCAGAGAAGAUAGAGCAGAGAUGUGUGGACAGGUUCCAACAGAAUAGUGCUAAGGGUAGAGAAGUUAUGGAGAGGAUCUGCAAGUAUCUUGAAGCUGAAUCCCGCGGAAUUUCUCUCAGAUCGUGAUUUCUUGCUCUAAUACGGAAAAGAACUGCGUUGUAGACUUCUAGUUGUAAUAGUCCAGCAUGUGGAGAAUGUGUUCUAAAGUAGAACUUCAUUGUGUAUCUCUCCGAAUCAUUAGCUAUGCUUUCUUAAAGGAAUGAAUCUUGGAGGUAACAUAAGUAACAAAUAAAGAUACGUGGGCAGUUUCUGAUAUAGCUAGUCGGCUAGCCUUGUGAUGUUUUGACCCCUACUCCUAACGAGAAAAUUGGCAAUAUUUUCAAGGAUAA
Messenger RNA from Olea europaea var. sylvestris, 1098 nucleotides. RefSeq names its product protein slowmo homolog. The transcript is spliced from 3 exons. Lineage: Eukaryota; Viridiplantae; Streptophyta; Magnoliopsida; Lamiales; Oleaceae. Gene Ontology annotation, cellular component: mitochondrial intermembrane space. Gene Ontology annotation, molecular function: phosphatidic acid transfer activity. Gene Ontology annotation, biological process: phospholipid transport. The coding region runs from base 272 to 835 and encodes 187 amino acids. The record is from RefSeq and is a predicted model, not a curated record.